Molecule: messenger RNA, 995 nt
Organism: Phycodurus eques (leafy seadragon)
Lineage: Eukaryota; Metazoa; Chordata; Actinopteri; Syngnathiformes; Syngnathidae
Gene: cmtm8b
Product: CKLF-like MARVEL transmembrane domain containing 8b
Exons: 4
Coding region: 72-584 (170 amino acids)
Biological process (GO): myelination
Cellular component (GO): membrane
Molecular function (GO): structural constituent of myelin sheath
Source: RefSeq, a predicted model, not a curated record
CUGGAACAAAACUUCCUCUACAACAGCAUCUGUCUCGCUGAGAGGACAAAGACAAUCUAUACGAGUGCAUCAUGGAGAGAAACUCAAUCGUGUUAGACCACAGGCCUCCCACUCCACCACAGUGCAGCAUCUCACCAUCCACCUUGGCCUUUGACCAACGAUUCACCUCGACAGCUAAGGGCAUUCUCCUUAUGGCAGAAAUAGUCUGUGGGAUGUUGGUGUGGAUUCUGCUAGCAGGCACAGAAUAUUUUCAGCUCUCUGCUCUCUGCUGGGUUAUGUUUGUUUCCAUCUCAUGCUGGGUCAUGACCAUUUGCCUCUUUAUUAUCUAUCUCACUGGAGUCCAAAACAGGACACCCCAAGUGCCCUGGACGACACUGUCUCUGUGUUUAAACAGCAGUGCCACAGCUCUGUAUCUGCUGACAGCAGUGCUGGAAGUCCUCUCGCUGCAGAGUAGCGUUGCUGGGCGACACACCUACAGCUGCUGGACUGCAUCUGCAUGUUUUGCCAUCCUGACUACCGUGUGCUAUGGAGGUAGCAGUCAUCUCAGCUACCAGGCCUGGAAAACCACCAAAGAAGAGCUCUAAUGUCAUGUCUUCUUUUCUGUCUUUGUCAGGCGUAUCAUAGUCUUAACCUUAACAGCUAUCAUAACUCAUAUUUACUGAUUGUUUUAUAACAUUAUGAUGUAAACAUUAUUUGUACCAGCAUAUUUGGUAAACUAUAAAUAAAAGUGAAUUUAUGCAGUGAUUAUGUAAUUAAACACGAGGUCAAGUUUUAAAAGCAUGAUUAUAUUUAAUGCCUGAUGGACAAGUAUACAUUUUAUUCAUCAUUACUUAAGUCAAGCUGGCAUACUUGUUUAGGUUAGUGGCAUUUAUCGGCAUGCUUGUCACUCCCCAAUGAGCUCCCAUUGCAGUAAUCCCAUUUCCGUUGAAGCGGCCACUGAGGAGUCGGAGCUCGGCAUCUGGAAAGAUUGGAUAAAAGUUAAAGGAAGUCUGCAA